AAGUACCCACUCCUGCUCAAGAUAACGGCGUCCAUUCACUCGGGGAUGUGAAGCCGGAUGACGAGCAGCAAGAUGAAGAACCUUCUGCUUUUAGGAAUUUUUUUGUCAGUAUUUCAAAUCAGCCUCUCUAACAUUCCAGAAUUCUGCAAAGAACCUCCUGAUAUGGGACGUGGCACCACUUUUGCCUUCUCUGUCUAUUAUGAUCCCCAAAUCGACAAGUGCAACCCUUUCUUUUACCAAGGCGAAGGAGGAAAUGCCAACCGCUUUUCAAGUGAAAGAGAUUGCCUGAGAAACUGUUCACCCAAUGCAGAAAGUUUCUAUCCCCGGGAAGCAUCUAAAUCCUGCCAUUUAAAAAAGGAAAGCGGGGGAUGCACCGGCACGUUUUUGAGAUACUACUAUGACUCAGUCCACGACAAGUGUAAAAAAUUCAUUUGGACCGGAUGUCUUGGAAACGGGAACAGAUUCUUUGACCAGAAAAGCUGCAAUGCCACCUGUGCUGGUAUCCAUGAUGAUGGAGAUGAAAUGGAGGAAGAUGAGCCAGACACCCCUAUUGCGAUCAUCUGUGGAGUCCUCCUCGCUCUAAUCGUCAUUGCCGUCAUUGGAACAGUGACAUUCCUGGUAGUUAAAUCAAAGAAAAAAAAGGGGAAAAAGAAGGACAAAGCGAAAACUAAUGCCCCCCAGUCUGAAACGCCUCUUCAGGAGGGAGCGAUCGAAAUGACAUAAAGUUGUUUUUACCAGUUUAGAAACUAGUUUUGCUUGUCUUGACUGAGAAAAGAAGGACUAAGGAUAGAUUUUUUUUUAACUGAUGGAUGUAAAAGUUUUACAGUUUUGCAUUUUCUUUCAUUUUCUUAUGAUGUGCAAAGAAAUGUUUCAAUUUCUAUUGAUUUUUCUCCCACUCUAGAUCCACUAAUCCUCUUUAGCUCUCUUCUUUAGUUUUCUUCUCUUUUAACUUAGACUUUAUAAUCAAAGUAGCUUAUAGAACUGCAUCAAAUGUUAAGUUGUUUUUAUUUUUUUUUUACAAUUGCUUUAUUGAAUUUGUUUGUGACAAGUACACUGAAUAAAAUGGCUUUACACUGACACAAAAAGGUUUAAAAA
Oryzias melastigma (Indian medaka) is the source of this 1095-nucleotide messenger RNA. Its product is annotated as kunitz-type U19-barytoxin-Tl1a. Gene Ontology annotation, molecular function: serine-type endopeptidase inhibitor activity. Bases 58 to 723 code for a protein of 221 amino acids. The transcript is spliced from 6 exons. The record is from RefSeq and is a predicted model, not a curated record. Lineage: Eukaryota; Metazoa; Chordata; Actinopteri; Beloniformes; Adrianichthyidae.